CCCUGUAUUGGGCCACUACUACAACAACACUCCACAUUGACCACCACAACACAUCCCCUCUCUCUCUCUCUCUCUCUCUCUCUCUCUCUCUCUACUCUCCCUCUUUUCCUUUCCUAAACCCCCCCCUCUCUCUCUCUCUCUCUCUCUCUCUCUCUCUACACACACACACCAAAGAAGAAGAUCUAGGGAGAAAGAUAGUAAGGGGCUAGCUUCUAGAACAAUGGGAAAGAGAACAAUAUCCAGGCUCUCGAUCUCGAUCUCUCCUCGUCGUCGUCUUCAUCAUCAUCAUCAUCGUCAUCAUCAUCAACAUCAACAUGAAGAUCAUCAGCAUCAUCUCCUCCUCUUUCUCGUGUCUCUCGCAUUGCUCGCAUCUUCCAACACCUGCAACUGCGACGACCCCUACCGCUUCUUCACCUGGAACGUCACCUACGCCGACAUCUGGCCCCUCGGCGUCAAGCAACAGGGAAUAUUGAUAAACGGGCAAUUCCCCGGCCCCCAGAUCGAGGCGGUGACGAACGACAACGUCAUCAUCAACGUCUUCAACUCUCUCUCCGACCCCUUCCUCAUCUCCUGGAACGGGAUACAGCAGCGGCGGAACUCGUUCGAGGACGGCGUGUACGGGACGACGUGCCCGAUCCCGCCGGGGAGGAACUUCACUUACGUGCUGCAGAUGAAGGACCAGAUCGGCAGCUUCUUCUACUUCCCCUCGGUCGGCACGCAGAAGGCCGCGGGGGGCUUCGGCGGCAUCCGCGUCCUCAGCCGCCCCCUCAUCCCCGUCCCCUUCCCCCCGCCCGCCGCCGACUACACCCUCCUCAUCGGCGAUUGGUUCAAGGCCAACCACACCGAUCUGAAAUACAUACUCGACAGCGGGCGAAAUCUCCCGUUCCCCGAUAGUCUCCUAAUCAAUGGCCGUGCAUGGAACGGAAACACAUUUACCGUUGAGCAAGGUAAAACGUACCGGUUCCGGAUAACGAACGUCGGGCUAUCGACAUCGUUGAACAUAAGGUUUCAAGGGCACUUGAUGAAGCUCGUCGAAGUUGAAGGAUCCCACACCUUACAAAACAGCUUCUCCUCACUUGAUGUGCAUCUGGGGCAAUCUUACUCUGUGCUUGUCACUGCUGAUCAACCUGCUUUUGACUACAGCAUUGUGGUUUCGACCCGAUUCACUAGCACUAUCCUCACCACCACCGCGGUCCUUCACUAUGCCAACUCCGCGGGGAAGGCCCCCGGACCUCUCCCCGGCGGACCCACUAUUCAGAUCGAUUGGUCGCUUAAUCAGGCCAGAUCUAUUCGAUGGAACCUUACAGCUAGUGGACCGAGACCGAACCCGCAGGGAUCAUACCACUACGGGCUCGUCAACACGACUCGAACCAUACGACUCGCAAACUCCGCGCCAGUUAUCAACGGCAAGCAGAGAUACGCCGUCAACAGCGUGUCGUUCAUCCCCGCCGACACUCCUCUAAAGCUCGCCGACUACUACAAGAUCCCCGGCGUUUUCUCCGUAGGAAGCAUCCCCGAUAGCCCCACCUUCGGCGGCGGUUACCUUCAAUCAUCGGUCAUGGGCGCGAAUUACCGAGAUUACGUGGAGAUCGUUUUCGAGAACUACGAGGACUCUGUUCAAUCUUGGCACAUUGAUGGAUACUCAUUCUGGGUUGUUGGGAUGGACGGCGGGCAAUGGUCGUCGGCAAGUAGGAAAAGCUACAAUUUAAGAGAUGCUGUUGCUCGGUGCACCGUCCAGGUGUACCCGAAAUCGUGGAGUGCGAUCUACAUGCCGCUGGACAAUGUGGGGAUGUGGAACGUCCGGUCGGAGAACUGGGUGCGUCAGUACUUGGGCCAGCAGUUCUAUCUCCGCGUCUACACCCCGUCGACGUCGUGGCGCGACGAGUACCCGAUCCCGCGGAAUGCUCUCCUCUGCGGUCGCGCCUCGGGCCGCCGUACCAGGCCGUUCUGAUCGCCUGCACACCGUCUCCGGUCGCUGACGAUCGCUGACGCUCGUCACGAGGGGGUGACGAAAAUCGCAGCAGAGAGAUCAGAGAGGCUCGGCUCGAGCCACCUCUUCGUAUAAUUCAGAUUAUACCGAAAUUCGCAACCUUUUUUUUGGCUUUUUAUUUUUUCUACCUCUGCAGUAUUUGGCUAUUUAGCUGUGGUUAAUUAUUAAACUAGUCAGUAUGUUAAGAUGUUCGAAAUCAAAAAAUCCUGUUUUUUUUUUUACCUCCAUGCAUUGAUUGUAAGAAAUUUGAGUUGUGAAACUGAGGCUUGAGAAUUGAGUUUAUAGACCAUAAAUUUGGUUUCUAAAUA
Messenger RNA from Ananas comosus (pineapple), 2298 nucleotides. RefSeq names its product L-ascorbate oxidase homolog. NCBI's taxonomy places the organism in Eukaryota, Viridiplantae, Streptophyta, Magnoliopsida, Poales, Bromeliaceae. Bases 221 to 1951 code for a protein of 576 amino acids. The transcript has 8 exons. The record is from RefSeq and is a predicted model, not a curated record. Gene Ontology annotation, molecular function: copper ion binding; oxidoreductase activity.